AUGAAUAAAUUAAUAAGGAAAUGUUUGAAAGAUAAAAAACCUCAGUAUAGUUGCCCAAAUGAUUGGAUUGGUUUCCGAGACAAAUGCUAUUAUUUCUCUAAAGAAGAAAAGGAUUGGAAUUCAAGUAAAUACAAUUGUUCCACACAACAUGCUGACCUAACUGUGAUUGACAACAUUGAAGAAAUGCACUUUCUUAAGCACUACAAAUGCACUUCUGAUCACUGGAUUGGGCUGGAGAUGAGAGAAAAUCAAAGAAAAUGGGUAAAUGGAACCACAUUUAACAACUGGUUUCAUGUGAGAGGGAAUGAAAAAUGUGCUUACCUCAAUGAUGAUGGUGUGGCAACAGCUAGAUGCUAUGCAGAAAGAAAAUGGAUUUGCAGGAAAUAAAUACACUAA
Ceratotherium simum simum (southern white rhinoceros) is the source of this 396-nucleotide messenger RNA. The record is from RefSeq and is a predicted model, not a curated record. Lineage: Eukaryota; Metazoa; Chordata; Mammalia; Perissodactyla; Rhinocerotidae.